GGUCAUUAUACUCCACCACUUGGCUCUCUGGUCAUUAUACUCCACCACUUGGCUCUCUGGUCAUUAUACUCCACCACCGGGCUCUCUGGUCAUUAUACUCCACCACCUAGAUGCCUGGUUAUUAUAUUCCACCACUUGAAUGUCUGAUCAUUGUACUCCACCAGCUGACUGUCUUGACAUUAUACUCCACCACUUGGCUCUCUGGUCAUUAUACUCCACCACUUGGCUCUCUGGUCAUUAUACUCCACCACUUGGCUCUCUGGUCAUUAUACUCCACCACCUGGUUGUCUUGCUAUUAUAUUUCACCAACUAACUGUCUGAUCAUUAUAUUCCACUACUUGGUUCUCUGGUCAUUAUACAGCUGCACCUAGCUGGGUCUGGUUAUUAUACUCCACCACCUGGCUGUCUCUUUUCCUCGGCUGUCAGAAUGGUCCGGCUGUGGUGGCUGUGGUGUGUGGUGGCUGUGGUAGGUGACCAAACUACGACAUCGACGAAGAUAAAAGCAGAAGAUUGUGUUCAGUUUACUCUGCCCGAUGACUCAGACACUCACCAUCUUCCAAAGAGGUUUGAUAUAACGGUUACCAUUGCCCUGCGUCCAGAGGGUGAAGAAUCAUGGCAAGCUACAGGCACCAUUCGGGACGACCACGGGAACAGCUGCAUCCUCACCUUUUAUCUUGAAUCUGUGAAAGUUUUAUGCUCAAAUGGUGCAGAUAAGACUACUAUCUUGAGCAAGCCAGUCUUCAAAAUAAACGAGUGGAAGAAAUUUUUCAUUGACAUGAAGAAAGACUCCAUAAAACCCCCACUCAAUACGAAACGUUACUCUUCGCCGAGAAACAAGAUGCCAGAGGCCACAACAGACUCUGCUGUAACAGGUGGACCAGCAGACAACACACAGACCACAACAGACUCUGCUGUAACAGGUGGACCAGCAGACAACACACAGACCACAGCAGAAUCUACUGUAACACGUGGACCAGCAGACAACACACAGACCACAGCAGAAUCUACUGUAACACGUGGACCAGCAGACAACACACAGACCACAGCAGAAUCUACUGUAACACGUGGACCAGCAGACAACACACAGACCACAGCAGAAUCUACUGUAACACGUGGACCAGCAGACAACACACAGACCACAGCAGACUCUACUGGGUACGAGAUGGUGAUGGGGAUGGAAGGUCAUAAGGAAGAAAUAAGUUUGGUGAAGGACACUGGCCUCACCCCACCCUUCAAUCUGGCGUGGGACAGACAAGCGAAGAUGAAAUUCUACUACAACUGUCUGGAUGAAGAUUGCGUGAUAAAAGACAGUUUAUACAGUGAAGGUGAAGCAAUGAAGCGCAUCUUCUACUUCAGACACCUACCCACAGAGACAGUUAGGAAGAUGCACGUGAAUUGUACUUUGCUCAAGAACGAAGCACUCCCUCUGACCUUCAAUGAGCAUGACCUCAAGGACGCGAACGAUUGGAUGGAAUUCGAAGUUCUUGACGAAAUUCUCUCGCUGAAGAUUCUGGUCAACGGGGAGGAAAAGUACAGCAUAGACGGGUACGACUUCCAUCUGGUCGAGAGUCUGAACGUCACGCUUGAAGGAGGAGGACAGCUAAGCUGGUGUGGUCACCGACCUCACACUAAAUAUGAUGUCCAGCAAGAUAUUAAGAUGGUACUGACCUGGGUCGGGGUGGUACUGCUGGCAUGCCUUGAAACCGUCCUGCUGGUAAAAGUGGUGAGGGUGUACAAUGAAGUGAGGUUCCUGAAGAAGACGAGAACAAGACUAGCCCAGGAGAGGAGAGAACACCGUUUUCUGCCGCUACCUGAGGAACUUUCACCACCCGUCAUCAGGAGGUUUUCUCCACGUGACCUGCCUCAGAGCCAAGACUACCUGCUACCUCAGACUACCAGGGCUACACCACACUGGCCACACCAACGGCAAGACUUACCCAACAGCUUUCAUGAACCUGCUGACCAACUGCUAAUCAACCGUAGUAGUAAUAACAGCUUAUAUGAACCUGCUGACCAACUGCUAACCAACCGUAGUAGUAAUAACAGCUUAUAUGAACCUGCUGACCAACUGCUAAUCAGUAGUAAUAACAGCAAUGAACUACCAACUGCUAACCAACCGUAG
Homarus americanus (American lobster) is the source of this 2122-nucleotide messenger RNA. RefSeq lists its product as uncharacterized. The coding region runs from base 428 to 2122 and encodes 564 amino acids. The transcript has 5 exons. The record is from RefSeq and is a predicted model, not a curated record. Lineage: Eukaryota; Metazoa; Arthropoda; Malacostraca; Decapoda; Nephropidae.